This is a messenger RNA of Exaiptasia diaphana, 2318 nucleotides long. RefSeq names its product F-box/LRR-repeat protein 4. The transcript has 15 exons. Gene Ontology annotation, biological process: SCF-dependent proteasomal ubiquitin-dependent protein catabolic process. Gene Ontology annotation, molecular function: protein binding. NCBI's taxonomy places the organism in Eukaryota, Metazoa, Cnidaria, Anthozoa, Actiniaria, Aiptasiidae. Bases 57 to 1946 code for a protein of 629 amino acids. The record is from RefSeq and is a predicted model, not a curated record. Gene Ontology annotation, cellular component: SCF ubiquitin ligase complex.
CAGGCUUAAAAUCAUUUAUUUUGCCCUCUAGAAGUUUUGAUCGCUAAAACCACCAAAUGUUUCAUACUUUGGCUCAUUUAGUUCACAUAUUCAAAGGCAGAAAGAAAGAGAAGGAUGAGAAAGAACCCAAAGUUGAAAAUGAAGCCCCGAAGUAUGUCCAAAUGCUUCGACAAUAUGGUUCUAAUGUUUUGGACUUUUCGAGUCAGUACAGCUCCAACGACUCAAGAAGUUAUGCAGCAUGUAAUAUUKCCGGUCCGCCGUCAAGUUUUCCUAACUAUGGCGACUUUGUCAAGUCCUUUGUUUUGAGAACUUAUGGAAAAUGGUGGAUCAUCGCACCAUCGGCUCAGCCAAAGUUCAAACGAAUUUCUAAAUCAGCCAAAAUUUYUGAAAGCAAUGACUUUGUAGAUAUUUUAUUUGAGCAACCAGUAAUACCAAAAGCUCUUCAUAUAUUAGAGACAUAUCACCCUGGAUCAAUUAUCAGAAUACUUGCAUUGCAAACAAACAGUUAUCAUUAUGAAGCAACCUGUGGUAAAACUGGGAGGUGGGUAACGUUAUGGUCUGGGCCUAUUCAGAAACGACCWGCUGUCUCUCAAAACUUUGCACCCCCUUUACAAAAAACAGAUAAACCAAUUCAUAUUAUCCGUCUAGAGUUCAACCACAAACAUCUUGAAUAUUACACUGAAGUUGAUGCUGUUGAACUGUUGGGAAAUAUUGUUACAGCAGAUGACAAACCUCUGCAGGAACACCAUGAUGGUGAAGAUAUCGAUACUAAAGUUACCACCAAUCUCAUGAAACAAUUGUCUAUAAAUGAAGAAAUCCAAACAAAUGAAUUUUCUUCUGAUAAUGGCUUUUUUGAUCUGCUUCCUAGUGAAAUUGUUCAUCUGAUAUUUUUAUAUUUACAACUGGAAGACAUUUUCAGAGCUGCAGCUACAUGCAGAUUGUUUUUCCGUCAUUGUUAUGACCAAGUUUGGUUCAAGGAGCUGGACCUAAAGCCUUACUGGUCAAAGAUGAAUGAUAUGGCACUUCAAGGUUUGCGAAAUCGGUGUAUCGACACAGGGAAGCUGAAUUUGUCUUGGUGUGGACCUUACGGCGCCAUCUCAUCUCACGGCUUCAAACAAUUCCUAGAGAACUCAUGCGAAAAAUUGGUUUGUUUGCGCUUGUCCGCCUGCAAUUUCGUGGACGAUAGUGCACUCUGUUCCAUAGCAAAAUGCUGUCCUCAGCUACAAGAGCUUGACCURUCAUCCUGCAUGAUGGCCACAGACAAGGGCUUUAAGCAUUUAAAAGUCUUGAAAAAYCUGACGAGGUUGAACUUUUACCGUGUGAAAAUUUGUGAUAGCACACUUUUGGAUAUACUCUGGUCUUGCUGUCACUGUCUCGAACAUUUGAAUAUCGGUGCAUGCUCCUAUAUCCUCGAAUGUGACAACAUUGUACUUUAUCUAAAGGAUAACUGCAGGAGUCUAGUGUCGCUUGAUCUGUGGAGGAAUUCUUCUUUGUCGUCAAGUGGUUUACAACAACUCGYUACUGGAUGUCCUUUAUUGGAAGAAUUAGAAAUCGGAUGGUGUUCAGAUGUUAUAUGUUCGACUGGAUGCGUGCAAGACUUCGUYAAGACUCAUCCCAAACUCAAGAAACUUUUCAUGGCUGCGAUACGAUCAAUUAGCAACGAAGACGUUCUUGCUGUAGCUGAACACUGCCCAAAUAUCGAACAGCUAGAUAUUUUAGGCACCUCGUUGGUUGGUCCACGAGCUAUUAGAAAAUUUAUGGCCAAGCGUCCCCGACUUUUGUUUUUCGAUGUUUCAUUUUGUUCACAGAUCAGUAAGGGAUUUGUCAAUGAAAUGAGAACCAUGUAUCCAAAUACAUCAUUCAAGAAAAGCUUUACAACUGAUCAUGAUGAUGAUCGUGAUGAGAAUCAUGAUAACGAUAAUGAUGAUGACGAUGACAAUAAUUAAUAAUCUAUUUUUAAAACAUACAUUACAGUCUCGAUUAUUUUUUUUAAUACGUACAAAUGUGAAAUCCACUAGCACAAUUCUUAUGAUAACAAAAACGAUUUUGUAAUAUACAUUUUGGAUGCGRUUCUGUGCAAGGUUGGUCUAACUCAUCUGCAUGGAUUGCAUGGGCACAAUGCGUGAUAUAUAUAGAAUUUAGUAAACGGAUGAGUUGAGAGGACUUGUUUUAGUGUCACCACGUAUGGCCAAUGAGAUCAACAUAGGAUUCUGAAUUGAGUGAUGUGCUAAAAUUUAUCAUCACCGUCACAAAAGCACUGUAUGGUAUUGUACAUUAAUUUUUUAAAAGUUAUAURAUUAAAAUAAUGUUACAUUUAA